AUGGCCCUAAUUUUAGUCAUGGGUUUGCCGGCUUCUGGAAAAUCCACAUUUUGUCAAAAAAUGAGGGAUUAUGAGCCGGAACUAGUUGCGACAACUUCAUUUGAUGAGUUCAGACAAGUUGUGAAUGGUGAUGGGUGAGUUUUGAACUGGAUUUAAGCAUUUCUCAGGUUAAUGGGAAAUUUAGCUGGAAAAUUUGAGUCUUGCAACGAUUUUCUGGAUUACUGUAGUUAAAUCUAGAAUUCAAAAAAUUUAAGCAUUGCUCAGAUUAUAUGGAACAUUUGAAUCUUGACACGAUUUCUUGGGUUACUGUAGCUUCCCUGAAAUACUGUAGCUAAAUCUAAAAUUCAAAAAAAAAUUGGCAGUGCUCAGGUUAAUUUCCAACAAACUUUUCUAAAUUUAUAGUUUUAAAAUUUUCCAUAGAAACUUUUUAAGGUUCAAAUUAAAAUUUAAUUUAUUCAGGCUCCAAUUAAGAAUCAAUUAAUUAAGGUUUGAAUUCAAAUUUAAUUUAUUAGAGUUUAAAUUUAAACUUAAUUUAUCGAGUCUAACCUUUUCCCCAAAAAACUCCCCAAAAAUCAUUCCAGGUCUGCCCGUGCAACUCGAAAAUCCUUCGAAACCCACUGCAACUUAACCAUCCCCUCUUCAAAUAAACCAAUCCAAUUCAUCGAAGACAUUUUCUAUCUGCAAAGUAUGCGAAGACCAUUCCAAAAAUUGGCUAGAAACCUGAAUUGCAGUUUUCAUGUGAUAUUUUUGAGAGUCGAUGUAGAAGAGGCGAUGAGGAGAAAUUCAAAAAGAUCUGGGGAUUUAAGACAGCCAGAUGAAACAAUUCAAAAGAUUCAUGAUAAUCUGGAAUUCUCCGAUGAUUUCACUGUUCUAAGCUCCGAAGAAUCUAGAAGUUUAACAUUGCAUCAACUUUUUACUGAGAAAUUUCGAAUAGAUCUUCCAACUCGCAUACCUUUUCUUCCAAUCAAACCUAUUCCUUCUGGAAAUUCAUCCCUUGAUUCGCUAGAUGUUAUUACUCGAAGAAUGGUAUCCGAAAUUAUUCAGGAGAAUCCAACAAUCAAUAUGAAACAUUUAAAUGAAGCCAGGAAGCGAAUUUUCAAAAAUUUAAAAGUUCAUAGUUCUGAAAAUAUUUGUUUAGGUGAUAUCAAACUAGAAAUUUUAAACGAGUACAAUAAAUAUUGA
Caenorhabditis angaria is the source of this 1182-nucleotide messenger RNA. Lineage: Eukaryota; Metazoa; Nematoda; Chromadorea; Rhabditida; Rhabditidae. The record is from the annotation of a GenBank genome assembly.